Messenger RNA from Chaetomium fimeti, 1087 nucleotides. RefSeq lists its product as uncharacterized. The record is from RefSeq and is a predicted model, not a curated record. The transcript is spliced from 2 exons. Gene Ontology annotation, molecular function: acyltransferase activity, transferring groups other than amino-acyl groups. Bases 233 to 964 code for a protein of 243 amino acids. NCBI's taxonomy places the organism in Eukaryota, Fungi, Ascomycota, Sordariomycetes, Sordariales, Chaetomiaceae.
AAGAUGGCUGCAAAACCGGGCGAACCUUGCCCCGCCCUGGACCGAGGUUGCAACGCGCGUCACUGCGUCAGCCCUAACGAACGGUAUGACUCGACGUCCUUAGACCUUAAACCUCUCAUCCCAUACCCAAGCUCCAACGCGUUAUACACCCGUGCCCAUCCUCACACACACACACACAAAGCACAUCCCACCGGCCCCCCCAAACUCAAAACCCAAACGCAAAACCGCAACCAUGACCACCACCACCUUCCGCAUCCGCGACGCCGCCCCCUCCCCCACCGACACCGACGCCCACUUCAUCACCGCGGCCUUCGACUCCUGCAUCCCCCACCUCUCCAGCAUCGGCAGCGCCACGCAAUGGGGCACCGCGCCGCUCUCCACCUCCCGCCCGGGCUUCAGCGCCCGCUACGUCACCGCCAUCGCCGACGCCGAGAAAUACCGCCUCAGCACCACCACCGCCGCCAACCCCCCGCUAGGUGAUUCUGCUAGUGAUUCCGGCGAUUCCGGCAGCAGCCCCGCCAUCGUGCGCGUCCUGAUCGCCGAGGCAGUCCUCCCCGACGGGGGCCACCUCCCCGUGGGCGCGGCGACGCUGCGCGGGGGGUAUCUGCCCAAGUAUGUGCUGGAGCAGAAGCACUUGGCGGGGGUGACGGGGCGGUUGCUGGCCGGGGAGGAGGGGCCGUUUAUGUUCUUGGAGACUCUGGUGACAGACUUUAGCGAGGCGACGAAAGCGUACCGGAAGGGGGCCGGGGCGGCGCUGGUUGAGUACGCGAGGGAGUGGGUGAGGGGGUUGGGGAUGGGGUGCAUGUAUGUGGAUUGCUGGGCGGGGAAUGGCGGGAAGUUGGUUGGGUUCUAUGAGGCGCAGGGGUUUGAGAAGGUGGACGCGUUUGUGGCUGAGAAGCCUGAUGGUGUGGGCUGGCCGGGGAUGUUUCUGCGAAUGGACGUUGCGAAGAAGGACUCGCAGUAGCCGUGUUUUUGGGUAGGUAGGUUUUGGUUUUGGAGCAUCAAGGUGGCCGCCGGUAUUAGAGUAAACAGCAGUCGUUGCCUUGCUGCAGCAGACCCAACGUGGCUGGACUAGAGCUAGAGCUUU